UGCAGUCAGUCGUUCAUCAGCCGCGCGCGAGUGCACACAUCCUGAAUUCUAUCUCUCCUCCUCUGGGACGCACAUACCGACUAACCGAUCAAUCCUGAUCGUCAAAAAGAACUUAAUAAUUUAUUGAGAGUGUGAUGUGCUUCUGGAAACAAGGAAAUACCAAGCAGAGUGUUAUCAGCGCCUAGGAAGCACGAAUGCUUUCUUGCCGCGUUCGAACGAUUGUGAAUUCGGAAAGCAAAUUUUACAAAUAAUUGAACAGAUCUGGGUUGUAACGUCGUCGGCUUUGUCGUCCAGCGAAAGUGUGCCAUCGAUCCGUCUAUCGAAGGAACGGGCAAGUGCAAGUGUGAUAGCACUUCGAAGGGAGUGUGCGCGGAACGCGAUAAGAAGCAAACACGAGAAACGGGACGGUGAUAAUUUUAGAACACUGCAGCAAAGCAGAAUCAUGCAGCAGAGGAUCGUUCUUGGUGCUAUCCUCGUACUUACUUUCUCUGGUCUCAUCUACUUAAGUCAAGCAUGCGAACUUGACCAGACGCAGCAUGGCUGCCGGAUAGACAACGGUCAGUGUACUUGUGCGUUCGGAUGCAAAUCGGAGUUCCGAUACGCCACUCGUAAGGAAUGCCAAGAUGCUUUGAAGGGUCGAUCAAAUGACAUUUGCAGUAGACAACCAUGCCUAAAUGGGGGAUCGUGCACGCAGGUUAGCGCUAUGCCGCAGUACAAAUGUCGUUGUGAAGGAACCGGAUAUUGGGGGCAACGAUGCCAGCGAUUGUGUCCAAAACCCGAACAAGUUACCUCUGGAAUUAAAUUCCCCCAUGAAUGCGUAGUUAUCUGAGAAUAAAGAAACUAACGGGUCAUCUCUACAUCAACCAACGCCAUUUCUCAGUCAUUUUCCAGCAAGACCAAUGAAGAAAAUCUCACCUGUAAACGUGUACAAAAAGCAAGCCCUAAAUCAAUGUAGGACAAUCUUGUCUUCAAAUUGUUCCACUUGAGAUUAUGCCUUUUCCAGACAGUUCUAUAUUAGGAUUUUACAAUCAACACCGACGACUGGGGGCCACGGUGGGUCAUGAGCUGACCCGGAGGAUCGAAACCGCUUAACCGCUUUACAGUAGUUUGAGAGAAGGAAAGCAACCAGCGUUAGACUACUGAUAAGCGGACCUUUUAUCAACCACUUUCCAAUAUACAUAAAUCAUGCAGGCGCGUAUAUGUACUUUCAUAUAUUGUAGUAUCAGUUCUUACAUUAUGCUUUUCUACAGAUAAUCAGCAGUAAGGCGUAGGUAGUUUAUUCGAAUGUAGAUGGUUAUAAGUGUAAAUAAAGGCAUGUCGUAAUAGUCACGGUUUUA
Messenger RNA from Armigeres subalbatus, 1337 nucleotides. Its product is annotated as notch homolog 2 N-terminal-like protein A. Bases 443 to 829 code for a protein of 128 amino acids. The record is from RefSeq and is a predicted model, not a curated record. NCBI's taxonomy places the organism in Eukaryota, Metazoa, Arthropoda, Insecta, Diptera, Culicidae. The transcript has 4 exons.